CGUAACACCUUUCCCUCCUCCCUCUUGUUUUCAGCAGAUAAUCAGCACAAUGGAGACCCAGGUGUCCAACGGCCCCACAAGCAACAGUUCCCUCCCCAAUGGGCCACUGAUCAGUGCCAAUGGGGCCACCGAUGAUUCCAAAACUAACCUCAUAGUCAACUACUUGCCCCAGAACAUGACACAAGAGGAAUUCAAGAGCCUCUUUGGAAGCAUUGGAGAGAUUGAAUCAUGCAAACUGGUUCGAGAUAAAAUUACAGGGCAGAGUUUAGGCUACGGCUUUGUCAACUAUGUUGAUUCCAAUGAUGCUGACAAAGCAAUCAACACCUUGAAUGGACUCAAACUGCAGACAAAAACAAUCAAGGUAUCCUACGCACGGCCGAGCUCUGCUUCUAUCCGUGAUGCCAAUCUCUAUGUCAGUGGCCUGCCCAAAACCAUGAGCCAGAAAGAGAUGGAGCAGCUUUUCUCACAGUAUGGACGAAUCAUCACCUCCCGUAUCCUUGUGGAUCAGGUCACAGGUGUGUCUAGAGGCGUGGGAUUCAUCCGCUUUGACAAGAGGAUAGAAGCUGAGGAAGCCAUCAAGGGGCUGAAUGGGCAGAAACCACUGGGUGCUAGUGAGCCCAUCACAGUCAAGUUUGCCAAUAACCCCAGCCAGAAGACAGGGCAAGCAUUACUCACACACCUGUAUCAGACUACAGCCCGGCGGUACACAGGGCCUUUGCACCACCAGACUCAGCGAUUCAGGCUCGACAAUUUGCUAAACAUGGCAUACGGCGUCAAGAGUCCUCUCUCCUUGAUCUCCAGGUUCUCUCCUAUCACGAUCGACAGCAUGACCAGUCUGGCGGGCGUCAAUUUGACCGGGGCCUCCAGUGCAGGCUGGUGCAUCUUUGUGUACAACCUCUCUCCAGAGGCAGAUGAGAGCGUCCUCUGGCAACUCUUUGGGCCCUUUGGAGCCGUCACCAAUGUCAAAGUAAUCCGCGACUUCACCACCAACAAGUGCAAAGGCUUUGGCUUUGUCACCAUGACCAACUAUGAUGAAGCCGCCAUGGCUAUCGCCAGCCUCAAUGGCUACCGACUGGGUGACCGAAUCCUCCAGGUUUCCUUCAAGACCAGUAAGCAACACAAGGCAUGAGUGAGCGAAUGCACCAGAGAGAUGGGGGGAGGGGGGAGCAACAGUGUGCUGGAAACAGCUCUCUUCCCCAACUCGCCAUAAGAACGGAAAUGUUCAUUGACUCAAUGUUGCAGAAUAUUCAACCGCCAGACACCGUGAUCUUUGGGAAGCAGGAGGCUCCUCCCCCUCCUUCUCCCCAUGCCCGACAGCCCAGCGGGAAGCACGGAUGCAGCAACUUGUCAGCCACUUCUUGAAAAUUAAACCCUGCUCUGACAGCAUGCAGGAGUGACAUCUGCUCAGAAUAGGACACCUCUCUUGUUUCUAUGCUUGGUGACCCCUCCCUCUUUCAAGGCUUUCUUAACAUACAUGCCCAGGUCUGAAGCUUUCUCCAAUUGUCCAUAUACCGGUAUCUUUCCCUCUAUGAAUUCCACACCUGUUUGGUUCCUUUGGUGGAGAGUUUUUCUGACCCUGGAGGAUGAAAAAAAAACCACCCUGGUAAGGUGUGAUGCCCCCUUCAUGUUAAAACAUUGUGAACCAACAAAUCUGAGAAGGUCAUGACUGUUACUCUGAGCUAGCUGAGGGGGAGGAAUUAAAAAGAUUCAGCUUACCACCUUUGUUCUCUUACGAUGCAAGAAAGAAAGAAAGAAAGAAAGAAAGAAAGAAAGAAAGAAAGAAAGAAAGAAAGAAAGAAAGAAAGAAAGAAAGAAAGAAAGAAAAAGAACAAAAGUGGUUGGAGAAGAUUGCACUCAUCUCAUCUGUUGGUCUAACAUGUUAGUGAUACAGGUUCGUAAUCCCACUAUUUUCCUUGGCCCCUAAUUAGAAUGAUGCCAUAUUUGGGAAAAUAAAUCUAACUCUUUAGGUCUGGAAAGAGGGUACUUCCUAUUUGAUUCCAGAGAAAACUCAUUCCCUGGGAAAAGAGGAACCAUUUUACACUCGUAUGUUGUAAAAUUUGCUGAUCAGGUUUUGAAUAUUUGCUUAUUUAUUUAACUACUUUACAUUGAAAUGAAAGUUUGGGUCAGAAUGAUGUAAGAAAGGGCAGCCAAGAAUUUGGCACAAAGUCCAAGAUUUCUAGAGUCUUUAUGGCUUCUAAUCAGGUUGUAAGGACUAGAUAAGUUUCUUACGGGUCAGAAAUAGGGACUUGCUAUUUGAGAGAUUAAGUGGCAGUAAAUUAAACAUUUUAUUUUUCUUCUUCCCCAAGAUGAAAUAUUUUUCUUUUCUUGUAAACUGAUAUUUCAUGAAGAAUUUAUAGAAUCAAGCACAGGGGAAGGAAAUCAGCCCCAGAGUUGUGAUCAUUAACAACUGAAUAGAUCGAAAAGUGUUUUGGGCAAAGGGAAAAUGGUUAGUAUGGCUGAGUUGAUGUGUGGGGUCUUCCUUUCUCUUUUAAAACAAACAAAUGACCAAACAAAGGGAAAAUAAUACAUUUUAAAAGGUAAAACUGAAACAAAGAAGAAAACCCAACAAAAAAUUUUAAAAAGAUUUUAAAAAUCUAUUUUUAUAAAAAAGGAAAAGAGACCUUGCUGGAAAUUUUUACUGGGAUUCUUGAACUUCAUACACAGUCACAAAAACAAAUUCCAAAGGGGGGAAAUGAACAAGCCACUAAGUGCGAUUGCUGUGCAGGGUCCAAUCAUUCCUUCCAGUGGGCCUUUCCAGACAAUUAACAAAGAUACCACACACCUAUAGAAAUUGCUAGCAAAUCUUAGGCAUCAUCUGAUGUGUGACACACACUUCCCAUGCACUGAAUUAGGAUAGGAGUGUUAUUAUUGCUGUAAACUGUGUUGUUGCCCAGGUGGGGACAAGAUAGCGAAGAACUCUGGCUUUUCUGGUUCAGGUUUUAAAGGAUCCAUUCCAAAACCAGCAUCUUCCUCUUGGUCCAUUUCACCCAAUGAAAAGUAGGGCAGCUCAGAGACAGGGCUGAGUUGUCCUUUAUACGUAGGACAUCUGAGACCAACAUGGAGUGGGUCAGUGUCCCAUGAUUCGUAGCGGAGCACACAACACAGGAGACACUUUAAAAAGUUACAAAACCCUACCAAUUAAAAAGGAAAUAAUUAGCAGCAGAGGGAUGGACACCAGAGGAAAAUUAGGUUCUUCAAACCAGAUGUCAUGGGCACAAGCUCAGAAAAAGUAGUUGUCUAUCUACUCACAAGCUUCCUCAACAGUAAUGAGAAGUUGUUGAGAAAAGGCAUUUUCCCCAAAUAGGAGCAUUGCAAAAAAAAA
Messenger RNA from Crotalus tigris (Tiger rattlesnake), 3322 nucleotides. RefSeq names its product ELAV like RNA binding protein 3 (gene ELAVL3). The coding region runs from base 50 to 1129 and encodes 359 amino acids. Gene Ontology annotation, molecular function: RNA binding. Gene Ontology annotation, cellular component: ribonucleoprotein complex. NCBI's taxonomy places the organism in Eukaryota, Metazoa, Chordata, Lepidosauria, Squamata, Viperidae. The record is from RefSeq and is a predicted model, not a curated record. The transcript has 6 exons.